CUCAGCUGAGAACAGACCAAGACAAACACCUCUAUCUAAGAAUAGUCAUCUCUCAAAUACAAGGAAAUGCCUGGAAACCUUAUAAAAAAUCCUAAUGGAGAUGAGGGUCUGGAGCACUGGGAUCUCACAGAAAAUGGAGGUAAUCAAUGGAGGGUGGAGGACAUGCCGGGCGACUGUGGAUAUGCUCACAAUGACGAAUUCAUCACCAAAUACUUCUGCACCUCUUUUCAGCUGUGUAAAAAAAGGCAAGUGAUUGACUUGUUGGCGGAGGGUUACGAGCCUGACAAUUUAGAUAUUGCACAGCCAGCUGUUACUGUGGAGGACUGGUACAGUGGCCGAACAGACUGUGGAUGCAUAUAUGAGCUCACUGUUUCUUUGCUGGAUGAAAGCCAUGAGGUCAUUACUGAAUUUAAGCCAGAUGAAGUGACCCUCGACCCAGACGAUGGCGACUGCUCAUGGAGAAAUGUGAGCCACACAUUCACUGAUUACGGUCCGGGUCUUCGCUUCAUCUCUUUUGAACAUGGUGGGCAGGACACAAAGUACUGGCAAGGCUGGUUUGGUGUGAGAGUAACCGGGAGCUCUGUUACCGUAGACGUCUAAGAUGGACCAAACUACAAUUCAAAUUAUACAACAUAUACAAUUCAAGUGAAGACCACUAGAAAAAAAUAGGUUGCAACUUGCUUUUAGUUUUGCACAUUCUGUACCCAAGUGUCAUUAAAAAUGUUCCGCUUAAUAUUAAACAUGUAAUGCUAACCAAUUAAAAGAAUCGUCUGAUAAGAUUAAAAUAUAUUGUACUUUACUUUUUUUGAGAGAUUUCUUUAUGUCUGCUCUGCCACUAACUACCUCUAUAGGCUGCUGCAAAGCUAUACACCAAACUUCAUUAAUGCUGCACUUUCAAUGAAGUUUAUAUGCAAUCAUUUCUUAAUUAGCAAUCCACUAAUGUGAUAUGAAAUACAAAUAGGUCUAUGUCAUUCUAAUGAUAAUAAACCAAUAAUAAAAGAUGAACUGCUUUGGACUCGAUCAAAUAAAGUCAGAAACUAACACUGCA
Messenger RNA from Danio rerio (zebrafish), 1048 nucleotides. It is a transcript of the gene fbxo2, whose product is annotated as F-box protein 2. Gene Ontology annotation, cellular component: cytoplasm. The record is from RefSeq and is marked provisional. Lineage: Eukaryota; Metazoa; Chordata; Actinopteri; Cypriniformes; Danionidae.